AUGGUAGUUCCCACUCUUAUUGGCGAGCGGUAUCAGUUAGCCAACCCCACUAGGAUCCCACCGCUACCCUUGCCCUUACUGAAAGGACCUGUUGGGCUCCUGUGUCCAGAGUGUUCUAUUCCAAUGAUUUACAAGACAGCACUUACAGAUUCCUGGCGCAUUGCGUGCCCAAGUCAAAAUUACAAAAAUGAUCAUAACUGGCGAACUUGGCGGUGCGAUCAGCUUAAUCAUGAGAUCGCUCUUAUCAACCUUGGCGUUGCUCGGCCAAUCAUCUCGUUUGAAUCCGACUGGGGCCCACGAGUUUCCCCAGAUGGCCAAGUCCUCGAGAUCCGCCCAACGCCAACACCUGGGAUUCAUCAUCAUCCCUUCCUAGGCCGCCUGGAACAGUCAGCUGGAAUGCCACCUACCAAUACGACCGAUUCAAACAGCACACAGUCCUCCCGGCCCCCAACAACCCUCCAAUGUAAAAGGAUCAAUGAAGGUCAGGUAUCCCAAAACCAUAAGAUGGCGGCCAACAAAGAGUGCCCACAUCAAUACUGCCGUGGUGUACAUAUUAUUUCGGCUGUAUUAUUUUGUAUUUGUGGUUUACAACAUACUGACUUAUGUUGUUUGAAGUGCUGCAUUGCAUAUGGGUCAGGAAUUUGCCGCAAACACCCUCGUGCUUCUGGUUCGGGCAAUGUCACGGCUCAGCACACGAACAAUCUGGGGUUGAUCGAUAGAAGCAAUGCCUUGCUUGACGUUGGAAGCUCGCGCACCAAGGCCUCAGCUUCGGCUCCUCAUCAGUGGGCUCAAUCGGCCAACUCACUUGGCCGUCGUGUCCCCAAAGAUUUCUUGGCUGUGAUCCAAAAGAAUCGGAUUGAACGAGAAGCUGCUGCUGCACAGAAGAAUUCCUCCUUCAUCGACGAGACAAAGCUUGUGACUGUGCAAUUGUGGCUCAAUGAUGUUGAACCAAAGGUCAUCACUGCGUUGUUUCCAAAUUGGCCACAAGCACGUCUGGAUGAAAGUGAACUCUUGAUGCAAGCUGUUUUGGAUGUACUUGGUCAACAGUGGAACCAAGCGUUGAGUUUUUGGGACAAGAAAAUCAGUGCUUGGCAUGACACCCUUGUGAGUUACCCUCAAAGAUUCCGACAUGGCCAACGUACCAUUAUUGCUCGUCUGCAGACCGUGACCGUGCCAGCGACUGUGAUGAAUAAUCACAAGGAAUCCAAAAAGUCCUUCCCGAACAACCCACCUCCUUCAGCUUUUCUAUCUAAGUCGGAGCUCCCCGCGGUAUGCAACAUGCCCUCAUCACCGCACUUUUCCCCCGACCGGUCCCAGGUGGCUUCCACCAAUGACGACGAAAGAUCACCUACACCAAUCACCAAACGCCGACGUCUCUCAUCUCUUCCUCCAACAAAUUCGAUUGUGGAUUUCUUGACUUCACUCAAUGGUGUUGGUCCAAGUUCUUUGGAAGCCAGUGCCAAAGUGGGCGAGGUGGAAAGGCAGAAAGAUACCAGUUUGAAAGCCGGUUUGACAACAGCAUCAAGUCGCUCUAAUACAUCAGCAUCUGUCGCAUCUGUCGCCAAAGUCCCCAAGCUCAAAACUGGCUGGCCAUCCCCUGUUCUUGUUUCCAGCCUGCUUGCCUGGUGGCAGGAAACCACACCACAUAAUGUCAAGAGGAAAUGGUUGGAACACUUUGGCGAAGAAUGGGAGUUAGUUCUCCCAACCAUGUAUAGAUAUCGCCAAUUUGUGGGCAUGGUUGGACACGAAACCAUGCUAGAUAAGUACCGUACUCAACCAAAUGCCAUAGUAGCUGACGCUCGUGACUUCUACCUGGACAUCUUCAACAAAGUGGCAUGUGUUGUCAAGGGCAAGAAGGAAACCGGUGUCUUGAACAAAUAG
Messenger RNA from Melampsora larici-populina 98AG31, 1881 nucleotides. RefSeq lists its product as uncharacterized. NCBI's taxonomy places the organism in Eukaryota, Fungi, Basidiomycota, Pucciniomycetes, Pucciniales, Melampsoraceae. Bases 1 to 1881 code for a protein of 626 amino acids. The record is from RefSeq and is a predicted model, not a curated record. The transcript is spliced from 6 exons.